Messenger RNA from Clupea harengus (Atlantic herring), 2116 nucleotides. RefSeq names its product kelch domain containing 4 (gene klhdc4). The record is from RefSeq and is a predicted model, not a curated record. NCBI's taxonomy places the organism in Eukaryota, Metazoa, Chordata, Actinopteri, Clupeiformes, Clupeidae. Gene Ontology annotation, molecular function: protein binding.
AUGGUGCUAGAAUGCACGAUCCUCCAGCAGGAUGUUGUUGCCGGAUGUGCAUGGCGGUUACUGCUGCUGUAGAGCCCCCAUGUGUUUCAGUAGCUGUAUUUGGGAGGUAAAGCAAACUUACCUACACUUAUCAGUAAUCUGAGUCUUUUGAAAUAUAAAAAUGGUCAAAAAGAGCAAAAAAGAAAAGAAAGGGAAAGGAGCGGAGAAGACGGCCGCCAAAAUGGAGAAAAAGGUGUCCAAACGGUCGAAAAGGGAGGAGGAGGAUCUCGAGGCACUUAUAGCGGAGUUUCAGCAGUUGGACUCAAAGAAGAUGCAGGUCAUGGAGACCACCUGUCCCCCGCCUUCGGCCAGGCUCAACGCCUCCCUGUCUACACACCCCGAGAGAGACGAGCUAAUCCUGUUUGGAGGAGAGUUUUUUAAUGGAAAGAAAACUUGCCUGUACAACGACCUGUUCUUCUACAACACCAAGAAGAACACCUGGGUGAAGGUUGACGUCCCCAAUCCCCCUCCUCCCCGUUGUGCUCACCAGGCAGUGGUGGUAGCCCAGGGAGGGGGUCAGCUGUGGCUGUUUGGUGGGGAGUUUGCCUCCCCUGAUGGAGAGCAGUUUUACCACUACAAGGACCUGUGGGUGCUGCACCUCAACCCACUCAAAUGGGAACAGAUCAAAGCUCCAGGUGCUCCUUCAGGACGCAGUGGACAUAGGAUGGUCCUGUGUAAGAGGCAGCUGCUGCUGUUUGGAGGCUUCCAUGAGAGCAGGGACUAUAUCUAUUACAAUGACGUCCACUCCUUCAGUCUGGACUUGUUCAGCUGGAGUCGUCUGACCCCCUCCGGCUCGGGCCCCUGCCCCCGCUCAGCCUGCCUGAUGAGCCCCACUCCAGACCAUUCAGGGGUCAUCAUAUAUGGGGGUUACUCCAAAUCUAGGGCCAAGAAGGACGUGGACAAGGGCACCAUUCAUGCAGACAUGUUUCUGCUCAAAAGAGAAGGCAAAGACGACCAGGAGAAGUGGGCGUGGUCACGCGUGAGCCCCGCGGGGGUGAAGCCGCCCCCGCGCUCCGGUUUCUCUGGGGGAGUGUGUGUGGGCGUGGCGGGCCGGGCCCUGAUGUUCGGGGGGGUGUGUGAUGAUGAGGAUGAGGAGACGCUCGAGGGAGAGUUUUACAGUGACCUCUACCUUUAUGACGUCACCAAGAACCGCUGGUACCCCGCCCAAUUAAAGGGCACCAAAUCAGAACGGAAGAAACGGAGGCGGGGGAAGAAAGGAGAAGAAGGGGAUCACACGGAGGACAAUACGGAAGAGAACGCGUCGCCACAGGAACCAACUGAGAUAGUCAAGGAGAUCGUCACCGAGGACGGCACGGUGAUGACCAUCCGUGAGGUGGUGCCUGUGGCGAGGGCGGAGCCUGAGAGUGACGAAGAGGAAGAUGAAGAUGAGGGAGAGGAAGAGGGGGCGGCAGCAGCUGCAUUGAUAGAGCCCUGCGGCCGCUCCAAUGCCAUGGUGUCUGUGAAGGGGGGGCGUCUCUUCCUGUAUGGGGGCAUGUUUGAGGUGGGAGACCGACAGGUGACGCUCAGCGACCUCUACAGCCUGGACCUCCACAAGAUGGAUAAAUGGGACGUUCUGCAGGAGAUAGAUCCCAAGGCUCAGGAAUGGCUGGAGGACUGGUCGGAUGAAGAAGGUGAUGAUGAUGAUGAGGAUGAUGGAGAUGAAGAGGCCAGAGGGGGAGAGAGUGAGGAGGAGAGUGAGGAAGAUGAGACUGAGGGUGAAGAAGAGGGUGAUCACCCGUGUGUGCAGGCUGGUGAGUCUCUGGAGGAGUACCAGUGUCGGACAGAAUCGUACUGGGUGAAGCAGGCACGUGCCAACAUGGGACCAGAGGCCAAGGACAAGAAGGUGCAGAAAGUGGGUGUAGCCAUGGCCAAAGUGUUCUAUGAGGAGCAUUGAGGAGUGUGACCUGGACUGUCUGUGUGGAUGUGUGUGUGUGUGUAUUCUAUGAUUGCCAAGUAUGUGGAUUUUGUAUGGUUUGCGCGUGUGUGUGUGUGUCUGUGUGUGUGUGUGGCUGCGUGCCUCUUGCCAGUCAUUUGUAUCUGCAGAUGGUUGGUGUAUUAAAUAAUUUAAAUACUUGUA